CGGCAACCGGCCACGUCACCAUGAGCUCCCAACCCCGCCGCAUCCGUCUGAAGCCCUGGCUGGUGGCGCAGGUGAACAGCGGGCAGUACCCGGGACUUCGUUGGGUGGAGCCGGAACGCAAGCAGUUCUGCAUUCCGUGGCGCCACGCCACAAGGCACAUCCCCACCCAAGAAGACGAGAACACCAUUUUUAAGGCCUGGGCGAAAGAGACCGGCAAGUACAAUGAAGGGGUAGACGAACCGGAUCCCGCCAAGUGGAAAGCCAACUUACGCUGCGCCCUCAACAAGAGCCGGGAGUUUAACCUCAUCUACGAUGGGACCAAGGAGACGCCCAUGCAGCCGUACAAGAUCUACGAGGUUUCCGAUGUGCCACAGCCCAAUGGAGAGUCCUUUGCUGGAGAUGAGCAGGCCGGAGGUGAAGAGGAGGAAGAGUUACAGAAGAUGAUGCCAACGCUGAAUAUUGCAGAUUCCGGACACGUCGUGGAGCCGCGGCCCCCGUACCCAUGGCUGAAGCAAGAAAUCCCAUACCGCCACUCUUGCGCCAACGGGCCUUUCCCGCACUUGGGGCCCCAGGAAGUCCCGGGCGUGUCUCCUCCACCUCCUUCCGUCGGCCCGCCCUCGGCCUUUGCAGCCGGAGGGGAGUCGGCCGCACCAAACUUCGCCGAAACAGCCAGCAGGAUGCCGCUGGCCCCUCUCAUCCCCGGGGCCGCGGAGGCCCUGCCCCAGGCGGUCUGUGCCAUAGCCUCCGCGGAGCACUGGAUCCCCGACUUGCUGAUCAGCCCCCAUAUGCUGCCACUGACGGACCUGGAGAUCAAGUUCCAGUACCGCAGCCGCUCGGUCGGGAACCUGACCGUCAGCAACCCCCACGGCUGCCGUCUCUUCUACAGCAACCUGGAGCCCACUCAAGAGCAGGAGGCGCUCUUCGGGCCUGUGACGCUAGAGCAGGUGCGCUUCCCCAGCACGGAGGGGGUGCCCAACGAGAAGCAGCGCUUCUACACCAACCAGCUGCUGGACGUCUUGGAUCGGGGCCUCCUCCUGGAGCUGGAAGGCCAGAACAUCUACGCCAAGCGGCUCUGCCAGUGCAAGGUCUUCUGGACGGGGCCCUGCGCGGGGGAGCUGACUGGCCCCAACCCCAUCGAGCGCGAAACCAAAAUCAAGCUCUUCAGCUUGGAGACCUUCCUCAAUGACCUCAUCAAGUUCCUGAAGGGCCAGAGCCCCGUCCCCCCGCCCUACGAGAUCUUCUUCUGCUUUGGAGAAGAAUGGCCAGACCACAAACCCAGAGAGAAGAAGCUGAUCACGGUCCAGGUGGUUCCGGUGGCCGCUCGCCUCCUCCUGGAAAUGUUCUUCGGGGAGCUGUCCUGGUCGGCCGACAGCGUCCGCCUGCAGAUCUCGCACCCGGAUCUCAAAGACAAGAUGGUCGAGCAGUUCAAGGAGUUGCACCAGCUCUGGCAAACUCAGCAGAACGUCCAGCUCCAGGCCCUGCAGCCGGCGGGCCCGGAAACGUGGCCGAUGCAGACCAACGCCGCCGACCCCAUGCAACAGUGAGGAGCGCAGGGGGCCCUUCCGCACCCGACCCCACCCC
Molecule: messenger RNA, 1581 nt
Organism: Heteronotia binoei (common prickly gecko)
Lineage: Eukaryota; Metazoa; Chordata; Lepidosauria; Squamata; Gekkonidae
Gene: IRF5
Product: interferon regulatory factor 5
Exons: 8
Coding region: 21-1544 (507 amino acids)
Biological process (GO): regulation of transcription by RNA polymerase II; immune system process
Cellular component (GO): nucleus
Molecular function (GO): DNA-binding transcription factor activity, RNA polymerase II-specific; protein binding; RNA polymerase II cis-regulatory region sequence-specific DNA binding
Source: RefSeq, a predicted model, not a curated record